This is a messenger RNA of Meleagris gallopavo (turkey), 5716 nucleotides long. RefSeq names its product digestive cysteine proteinase 1-like. NCBI's taxonomy places the organism in Eukaryota, Metazoa, Chordata, Aves, Galliformes, Phasianidae. Gene Ontology annotation, molecular function: cysteine-type peptidase activity. The record is from RefSeq and is a predicted model, not a curated record. Gene Ontology annotation, biological process: proteolysis.
AUGGAGGACUGGGGGUGGUUGUUGGUGGUGCUUAGGGCUGCAGUGCUGCUGGGAGCAGAGAGCGAAGCUCCUCCAGAGAGACCCACGUUUGGAGAUGUCUACCAUGUUGAAGGAACCAUCAGCCUGCCCUAUGCCGAGAUCAGGGAGCCCUUUGAAGCCUGGUACAACCUCACAGGGGAGAAGAGCCGCAUCGAGUAUUACGGCGGGCAAGUGGUCACCUUCCAGUUCGGCUCCAUGGGGCCUUUUGGUGCCAGCUUCAAAGUGACCCCAGAGACCACGGAGACGGAGCUGAACGUCCGCAAAUGUUUCCGCAUCAACGGCACGGAUGGGGAUCUCAUCAUCCCACAGAGUGUCUUCCCCAGCCUGGAGCACUUCAGGCGGGUGCGGGAGGAGCAGUUCCACGGGCAGCACUGCACCGUAUGGCAGAACGUCUCCUACUGGGGCCAUAAGAAGAACGUCUACACGCUGCGGGUGGGCAGCUCGAUGCACGGCCCCGUGCCCCUGCAUUAUGAGGUGCGGGGCUACAACAGCCUGCUGGGCUCCCACUACGACAAAUACGAGAUCGAGUACAGCGCCUUCGGGCACCGCUUCGACCCCAGCAUCUUCCAGCUCCCACACGGUGUGCAGUGUGAGCAGUGGCCCACAGCCGGCCCCGAGCACCGCAUCGUGGCCAACCCCAUGCAGGAGUUUGUGGGGACUGCCCCGGACAUGGAGCGCGUCCACCACCGCCUCUUCCACCGCUAUAAGGAGAGGUUUGGGAAACGCUACAGCAGUGAGGAGGAGCACGAGCACCGCAAGAGAACCUUCAUCCACAACAUGCGGUUUGUGCACUCCAAGAACCGUGCCGCGCUCUCCUACUCGCUGGCGCUGAACCACCUGGCUGACCGCACGCCCCAGGAGAUGGCCGCCAUGCGGGGACGGCGCCGGAGCGGGGACCCCAACCAUGGGCAGAGCUUCUCCAUGCAGCUCUACACCGGUCUCAUCCUGCCCGAGAGCCUGGACUGGAGGCUGUACGGCGCGGUGACCCCCGUGAAGGACCAGGCUGUCUGUGGGUCCUGCUGGAGCUUCGCCACCACGGGGGCCAUGGAGGGGGCCCUCUUCCUCAAGACCGGCGUGCUGACCCCGCUGUCCCAGCAAGUCCUCAUCGACUGCUCCUGGGGCUUUGGGAACUAUGCGUGUGAUGGGGGUGAGGAGUGGAGAGCCUACGAGUGGAUCAAGAAGCACGGCGGCAUCGCCAGCACCGAGUCCUACGGGCCUUACCUGGGACAGAAUGGCUACUGCCACUACAACCAGUCGGAGCUGGUGGCCCCGCUCACCGGCUACGUCACUGUGGAGCCGGGCAAUGCUGAAGCUCUGAAAGCUGCACUGUUCAAGCACGGCCCCGUAGCUGUCAACAUUGAUGCCUCACACAAGUCCUUCACCUUCUACGCCAACGGGGUCUACGAGGAGCCCCACUGUGGGAAUGAGACGUCAGAGCUGGACCACGCAGUGCUGGCUGUGGGCUAUGGCGUCCUGCAUGGCAAGAGUUACUGGCUCAUCAAGAACUCCUGGUCCACCUUCUGGGGCAACGAUGGCUACAUCCUCAUGGCCAUGAAGGACAACAACUGCGGCGUGGCCACUGCUGCUUCCUUCCCCAUCCUGGCUUGAUGGGAUGACGGGACAGCCUCAUGCAGGCACUGUCCCCACUGUGUCCCUCUAUGCAGGCGAGGGGACAGCAGAGGGACACAGGGCUCUGCGAGGUGGCUGUGGGGUGGAGGAAGGCAGACGAUGCUCUGUUGAGGUAUUUUAUCAACACAGCAAUAAACAUCUAUAGAGAAGCGAUCCGUCCAUCCUGCUGGCUGUGCUCUGUCACCCUCGACCCACCUUCAAUGCCCAUCCCCUACACCCGAUGGCAUCCCCUUGUAACUGCUUGUGCAAGGGCUGCAUCUUCCCCCAAAUGGGCUGUGGUGGCAGAGAGCAGCCCUGCCCAACAGCUGCAUCCUUUCUGUGCCCAGCAAAUGGCCCAGGGAGCUGCUGUGCUCCCUCACCACGGAGCCUCGUCCUUCCCUGAUUGCUCCCGAUUGAGGGUGGCAGGUCAUAAUAUUUUCUUGUUUUCCUUCCCUUGUUCACCUGCUUAUUUUACAAUUUGCUGCACUGAUUUCUGAAGUGGUCUUUAAUCAUUCCCAGCAGGGGUGCUGAGUCGAAUUCACGUCUGGGAGAGAAACGAUCACCGUGCAGGAAUAAUGUGGUUUAUUCCGUGGGAGUCUGGGUCUCCAGAUCUUUGAUUCUCUCGGCUGCAGUCAAUAAAACACGCUUUGACUUUCAGGGAACCGUGACUUUCAGGCUCCCUUUGGAUGGGUGAUGCUGUGAAUUUGCUGCUGAACACGCAGGAGGCUCUGGGAGCUGCAGGCUGUGCACCCCCAGAAGCAUUUAUCAGGAGCUGAAAAUUUUGCAUUUGUGGCACUGGGGAAAGCAGAGGCUCCAAGUGGGGGUUGUUGAGCAGGGAUGGGACUUUAAAUUAAGGUCGGUUUGUUUUCUUUGGAAAAGGAUUUAGGGAUGGAGGUGUCUGAGAAGAGGUCUGCUGCUGCAGAACUGCCAUCCCAGAGUAGUUCUGGGGGAAAUGCCCUGGAUUUGGUACUGGAUGGUGAAACAGAGCUGAACUUGGUGUGCUAUGAAGGCAGCGAGUGCUGCCCUGUGUGUGAAACGUGAUUUCACCCCCUCCCUCCCUUCCCCAUCCAGCCCCACAUCAUUACCUGGUGCCUGUAACCACACUGCUGCAGAAGCAAAAGGUGAGAUCUGGGGGUGGCAGGCUGUCCUUUGGCACGGUGGGUCCUCACAUGCCUGGCCACGUGAGCAUGCAUGGCUGGGGAGCAGAGGGCUCUGAGCUUCUCCUCUCAUCUCGGCAAGGACUGUUUCCACUCUGCCAAGCCAGAAGAGGCAGAGCAGGACUUUGUGGUACACUUCCAGUAGGGCUGGCAGCCUCCUGCCUGCCCCUCCGUGACCCCAGGCCGUGUGCCACCACAGUGUCCCCACGACAAGGACACAAACCUGGGGGGGACGAUCCUGGCUCCAUGCUGGGCUCUGACCCACGCGCUCUGAGCCCUGUGCUGGCUGAGACAUGGAGAGAGAUGAAACAGCACAGCCCUCAAACAACACCCCUCCCACACUCCGAGGCUGUUUUGUUCCAGCAAAAUGUGCAUUCUGCGGGUGAGAGCAUCCAGAUCUGCAGGAUCAAUCUGUCCACACGUCCAGAAACUCGGGGCGGGCUGCCUUUGCCAAGGUAAACGAUCCCCUGAGGGAGGGUGGUGGGGAUUUCAGCUGGGUUUGCUUCUCGCCCUGCCCUGGGCUGUGCUGGAUGCUGCAUUUCCCUCCAGAGACAGCUGUGCUCCGGCACAGACCUCUGUGCAGCAAUGCCAGGUGGCCACAAAACACUCUCCAGCCCCAAAGCUGGCUGCCUUUCAGCGCCGGAUGAAUUAUCUGUGAAAACCUCUGGUGGCUCGCACAAAACAAGGUAAUUAUUCAGAAAGCAGGGGGACACGGAGAGAGCCAGCAUCUGAAAAUAUUAUCUGUGAGUGAUUUAGAGAACCACAGACAGAGCCGGAGAACAGCAGCUGGAUCAAAGCGGGUUUGGCAAUUCCUUGGUUCCCAGAUGCUCCAUCCGAGCGGGGCUCUCAUGAACUCCCAGUUGGGGUCAGGGCUCCUCGGGUCACUCUGCGGACAGCAGUGUUGCACAGCCCUUUGGCUUUAUGAUGACAAAGAGUACGAUUCGGGGCAGAAAAGCUUGCUUUUUUGCCACAGAAACCACAGCAUUUGGGGGCACAAGCGAUCAUGUCCAGAAAGACCCAAGUGAUUGCAAGACCUCUGCAAGACAGUUUGCUCAAAGCUGCGCUGUUGCUAACGAGGCUAUCCUGGAAAAUCACUGAGGCAGUGGCUUUUUAAACGUUUCUUCUUACACUUCCCUCAGUAGCAGCUUUACAAACGCUCUUCCUUAGCCAAACGUCCUUCCCUUGGCGACUGUGACUGCUCUGGCAGGUUUGUUGUUCUAAAAUGAACCGCUCCUCUUGCUCAGCUCGAGAGAUUUGCAACCCACCUCUCUCCCUCCAGACUUUUUGGAGGUUUCAUUCCUUGUAACGAACCGCUCGCGGCGUUUACGUCUUCCAGGUGUGCUGUCAAACCCUUCCGAAAGUCCUCCACCUCCACCCCAUUUCCCUAAGAAACCGUUCUCAGAGCAUCCCAGCCCCCUGGGCAACGAGGAGGGUUUUGUUUAACGCUACCCACCGCCUCUGCCAAGCUCUGCCUUCUGCUCUCACCCACCGCUACUUCCCAAUCACCAUCCAGCACGCAGCACAGUGCAACAAAUUUCAUGAAAUUAAGUAUUUCUCCUACACACAGCAUAUUUGCCCGGUGAUUAUAACUAGUCCCCGAGGUAGCCAAGCACAGCAGAAUUUCAGUUUAAUAUGCACACCCACGCAGCCUUACUAAAAACCCAAGACACUCCCCCGGUCCUUCUCGGGAAAGGCUGAGCACUGCGGUGAGCAUCUCCUGUUUCAGCUUCACCACUUGCACAAACCACGCCUGGGAAUGCUCCGUGAUCCACUGUACAAAAAACCAAAAAGGUGGAGAAAUAAAGUUUCCCAAAGAUUUCAAGGUAUCCCUGAUGGCCCAACAGUGAGAGGGGUUUGAGAACUCAGGAAUGUCAGACAAAACAGACACGCAGCAACUGGAUCACACGCUGCUGUGCCUUUAUGAACACAACCACCAGUAGUUGCUGCUUUAUGCGUUUGCUUUGUCUUGGAUUUACAGAGUGAACUUUUAACUCCAAAGUGCUUUAAUUCCCUCAUUUGUUUGGGCAGGCAGCAGGGCUGUACGUUCGCAGCACCUGUGAAUGUCACACUGUAAAAAUGACAAAGACUCCAUUUAAAACACAGAGCAAUUCCCCACUGUUUGCACAGCAGAUGGUUUGCCCUCACCUCACACCCAUAGCAAAACAGAGGCAAUUUUCCCAACGGCGCAAGCUGCAGACCGCAGCACCCAACCCGGGGUGUAAACACAGCAAGCUGCAAUUUGCAUUGCCUAUCCUGCCCCAAACGUGAGAUCCACCCCUGCAGAUCACAGCUUGCCUCGGCUGCGCCUGGGGCUUGAAGACGUGCAACUGCCCUCACAGCAACCACCGACUUCUGCAGUUGGUGCAAAAAGGGAAACAACCCCGCGAGGAAGUUCUCCUUUUGCUGCAGAUGCCACCCCCUGCCUCACUCUCCCUUCCUUUUCCUCCAAUUCAUACAUCCAACCCUUUAAGCACAGCUGCGGCUGCACUACAGCAUCCAUCAGCCACCUCCUGGCUCUACUUUUGGGCUGAGCAACCCUGCAGCCUCCUGCUUCUCUUCCUCUAGCCCUCACUCUCUCUCAGCACCCCAUGCCCUGAGCCCUCCCCUCCCACCCUCACACAGGACAGCUAUGGCUCUCACUGAGCCUCGGUGAUGCCUUUCCCCAUCCUUCAGCCCUUGGUCCAGUCUUGGCCCUGCCCUCGUCUCUGGGCAGACCCAGACCCAGGCUGAGAACCAGACCCUGUUUCCUGCCCUCACCCUCCUCCACCUUUUGCACAUACUGGCCCCUGGCCAGGUCCGGCCUGGCUCAGCCCCUGCACUCAGCCCCAGCCCGGCCCAGCUCAGUCCCUGCCCGCACUCCUGCAGGCCCUGCCCACCCUCUGCCCUCAGCCCCAUCCUGCCCCACUUCCGCU